Molecule: messenger RNA, 4994 nt
Organism: Chionomys nivalis (European snow vole)
Lineage: Eukaryota; Metazoa; Chordata; Mammalia; Rodentia; Cricetidae
Gene: Clec14a
Product: C-type lectin domain containing 14A
Exons: 1
Coding region: 118-1596 (492 amino acids)
Biological process (GO): cell migration
Cellular component (GO): extracellular matrix; external side of plasma membrane
Molecular function (GO): extracellular matrix binding; extracellular matrix protein binding
Source: RefSeq, a predicted model, not a curated record
AGGGGAGGGCACACAUGGUGGUAGAAAGGGCUGUAGAGGGCGGUGACUCCAGAGACAGCUCGGUUCCCUUGGAUAAGCCAGAGACUUGGGAGCUUUUGUGCACCUUGAGUCUCCAGGAUGAGGCCUGCGCUUGCCUUGUGCCUCCUCUGUCCUGCUUUCUGGCCCGGGCCAGGGAGUGGCGAGCACCCCACGGCAGAUCGAGCUGCCUGUUCGGCGUCGGGGGCUUGCUACAGCCUGCACCACGCGACCAUCAAGCGGCGGGCAGCCGAGGAGGCCUGCAGCCUGCGCGGCGGGAUUCUCAGCACCGUGCACUCAGGCUCGGAAUUGCGUGCAGUGCUCACGCUCCUACGAGCAGGUCCCGGGCCUGGCGGAGGCUCCAAGGACCUUCUGUUCUGGGUGGCUCUAGAGCGCGGCCGUUCCUACUGUACCUUGGAGAAAGAGCCUUUAAGGGGUUUCUCCUGGCUGCCCCCGGACCCAGGAGACUCGGAGGACAACACGCUGCCGUGGGUAGAGGAACCACAACGUUCCUGCACCGUGCGAAAGUGCGCCGGGAUCCAGGUCACCGGGGGAGUGGAGCCUGCAGGCUGGAAGGAGAUGAGCUGUCACCUGCGCGCUGAUGGCUAUUUGUGCAAGUAUCAGUUUGAGGCCCUGUGCCCCGCGCCGCGCCCCGGAGCCGCCACUAACUUAAGUUUCCGUGCUCCCUUUCGGCUGAGCAGCUCCGCUCUGGACUUCAGCCCUCCUGGGACCGAGGUGAGUGUGAUAUGUCCCGGGGGGGACCUCUCCGUCUCCGCCACCUGCAUCCAGGAAGAGACAGGCGCUCGCUGGGAUGGGCUUUUCCCUGGGGCUGUGCUCUGUCCCUGCUCUGGGAGGUACCUUCGUGAUGGCAAGUGCGUGGAGCUCCCAGACUGCCUAGACCACUUGGGAGGCUUCGCCUGCGAAUGUGCUGCAGGCUUUGAGCUGGGGAAGGACAGACAAUCUUGUGAGGCGAAAGGGGAAGGACAGGCAACAGUUGUGGGCACCAAGCUGCCCACGAGGCAUGCAUCAGCCACUCCAGCCAACCCAGUGACAAACAGAACAUGGCCAGGCAAGGUCCAUGAGAAGCUAGGAGAGAUGCCCCAGGUCACUGGACAAGACAGUUUUGCGACAUCUAUUUCCGAGAUUCUUCAGUGGGGAACACAGAGUACUUUACCUACUGUUCAUAUGUCCCCACAAACCAAGCCAAAAGUCACCAUCAGGCCUUCAGGAAGCGUGAUCCCCACAAUGAACUACGCAACUUCCCCCUCUGUUGCCCCGACUUUCGACUCCUCCUCCACGGUGGUCUUCAUCCUUGUGAGCAUAGCAGUAAUCGUGUUGGUGAUCUUGACCAUAACAGUGCUGGGACUUUUCAAACUCUGCUUCCACAAGAACCCUUCCUCCAGGACAAGGAAAGGAGCUUUGGACUCACGGGGGGUGGAAAGAAAUGCUGAGGCCACUGCUUUGAGCCCCAAUUCUGCACAUUGCACUGACAAUGGGGUGAAGGCUGGGGACUGUGGUCUGCGAGACCGAGCUGAGGGUGCCUCCCUGGCUGGGUCCUCACUUGGCUCAGAGGACACUUAGGGGAACAACCCAAUGGACAUGUCUUGUGCAGACUUUCAAUUCCAAUAAACUGGGAGAGAAGAGAUUUCUCUCAUGGCGGUUCCUACGGAAGUUCUCCUUCCCAUAAAUGAAUUCUCUUUACACCACCAGGUUGCUGAAUCUGCAAAGCACAUUCAUUCCCUGAAAGUGGAAGAGGUGGUGGUGGGCCUUAGGCUAAUACUGGAGGACAGACUGGAAAAUGGAAGGAGGCAUUUUCCUGGGUUCUGGGGGAAUUUGGAGAAAUACUUAGAUGGUUCCAGUAUUGAAAGCAAAAAAAUUCCACAAUUUUUGGAACAUUUGUUUUCAUCAAAAUGAGAAAUAAAUGUCUAUAUUAUUCAGGCUAGGAAAGACUGGGUUUAAAUUUUGAGGCAAAUAAUAAAGCAUUGCUGAUAAUCUAGACUAAAAUGUGUUUGACUUCUGCAAAGGGGCUUAUCCAAGAGUACAACACGCUGAGGACAGUAACUGGCUGCUGGGAAGAGGCAUGAGUACAUUCUGUGCUUUGAGGGGAAAAGUCCUUAUACCCUAGCUCUUUCAGAACUAAUGAAGUUUCCCUGUUUUCUUUUAUCCUUCGCUUUCAAAGUCACCGAGACAGUGUGCUCUGCUAUAAAUUCUAAGUGCAGUGUUGCCAGUUUCUGACUCUAGAAGCAAAUUACAGUUGACCACCAAUUCAAGUGUUUACUGUGUGCCCUUGCCCAAGGAAACAAAUGAUUUGUGUCUUCCUUUUCCAAUGUUUGUGCUUGCAGUGUAAUGACCUUCCUCUCCAAACCACCUCGGAGACAUCAGGAUGCCGAUCCUCACUUCCAAUUACGAUGAUGUUAAUUCUCAAUUAAAACGUUAAUGCUAAGUAUUGAUCUGAAAUCUUCUGGGUGCAUUAAAGCAAAAGAAGCUUGGCUUUUUCCAAAGGUGCUAGAUUCUUGUGCCCCAUUUAAUCUAUGGGGGGGGGAAACACCCUGAAUGUCAAACCAUUUCUGUUUCUUCUCAAUAGAGUGUGUAUACAAUGACAGUGUGUGUGCGUCAGGGGUUGUUAAAAUUGAACAAGAGUCUUCACAGGCGAAACCAUGUGAAACAGCUCUCCAUAUAAUUAACAGUGUAAGAAAUGAUAAAUAAAAACCUGUCAUCUUGUUAUAACUUGAAGUAUUAAAUAAUAAAGAUCACAGAUUUGUGUGGUAAAUAAUUAAGGCAUAAUAAAAAUAAUUAUUUGGUAAAAUCGAAAGGACUUGGAGAACAUUCAGUUAGUGGCAAGAUUUUUUUUAGGUGUUGUAAAGGUUGGUAUGUGAAGUGAUACAGAAAUAAACAUACCCAUGGCAGGAAAUUAAAGUAGGAUAAAACUGGGGCUAUAUUUCUCUAGAAUCACUUUUUAUACUCUUGAUUGUAUUGUGAAUAUCAUGGAAAGUUAAUUUAAAGUAAGCAAAUAGCCAAUUAUAAAAUAAUCCAGAAAAUUAAGAGAGCUCAAUUAUGAAUCUAUGUUAUAAACAUAAUUAUAUGUUUUAAUAUUGAAGGAAUAAAUUCAUAGUUAGAUUGUUUCAUAUUUUGGAUAUAAUUUUAAAUUCUUACAGAUAAAUAAAAUCACAAACUAAUAUGAAUUAACAAGUGUUAAGUUUGUUCAGUUCAAAGCUAGAGUUAACAACUACAUGAGUAAAUGGUUCAUCCCAAAUUUCUCUACUCCUCAGCAAUGUAUUACAGUUUUACUUGUUCUUAGCAUUAUUGUUGUCUGCUCACCAUAUGAUCUCUCGGUAGUGGUGACAGCUAUUCUAGUAGAAUAUAUUGUUUGAUUUUAUAACUUGAAAAAUAGCCUCAUCUAUAAGUGGACUGAACACAUACUCACGCACACAUAUAUACUUAUAUGCACAUAUAUACAUACAUGAUAGAUAAAUGGUUGUGUAUGUAUGUAUAUGAAUAAACAUAAAUAUUCUGUAUUAAGGAAGGAUUACCUUAUAUUAUUCUUUCAAAAAAACAGAGCAUGCAUAAUUAACUUAUUACACAACAUGCAACAGAUGACACUGUGGAUCUAGGGCUCUAAAUUCCAUAAGUGAAGAAAAAAAAUCAUGUCAACCCAAUUACUUGGCUAUUGUCCUCUGUUAUUCUCCUUCACAAAUCAGAGAAGAAUUAAAGAACAUUAUCUGCUUACAUCUUAAAUUUCUUGACAGAUUAGACAACAAAGAACUUCCUUUGAUUUCUGGCUAUGGUGUUGGCUUCUCAGAAACAUUAAUAGAAAGGUAGAAUAAGGCCAGUCAAGCACGUGGCCUCUUGAGUAUAUUUGUAGCUGGGGACAAUGUUCUUACUACUAUUUCUCUACUACCUACUAUGUUCUCAGCACCUUUGGGUUCGUCCCUUUGUCAGUAAAAGCCCUCCACACAAAUCCAUCUUUUCGUUUCCUACUCACUCUUUCCUUACAACUAAACAUGAAAUCUCUCCUACAGUCUUUUCUCUACUCUAAAUCCUGUCAUAUCUUACACAAUAAGACCAACUUUUGCAUAAAAUAUAGUGCCCACACACUUCAGUUAUUCUAGUCUCUAUACAAAGUGACCUCUACUUCAUUUUUGUCAUCCAUUCCAUAUCCACACAAAUUAAGAUGAUGCUAAAGCUCUCUCCCAUCCCAGACCUCAAAGUCAGACUUUCAAGUGGGGUGUUAAGAACUGUGCUUUAAUGAAUUUUCCUGUGAUUAGAGGCAAGUGGUUAUUGGUUGAACUUUAACAUGCUUCCUUUUUUAAAUUAGUGAGACUAUCAAAGGAGAGUAGCUUGAGAUUAAACCAUUCUUUUAUUUUUCUUUAUUUUUUAAAAAUAUUAUAUAUAUUGAGGUUGAAUGUUUACUAAAACGGGUUGUUUUCUGUGAAUGUUAAAAGAGUAACCAACAACUAGCAGUUUCAAAAUUAGCUUAAGCUUGUUCUACAGGAGGAAACUCGUAUGACCAAGAAUCAUGGCCGGGGAGCUCAUAGGCCUUAGACAUGAACAAGUACUAUUAUUUUGCAAAGUAGACAUAGUGUCAAACCUCCUUCCAAAUACUUAUUAUUAUAACCAUAGAUCAAUGAAGUUCCCACUGUCUCGUUAGGGAAGCUUAUUACAAAGGAUGGUGGUUAACAAAGAGACUCACAACUGGUCAAAAUACAGAAAAUGAAUGCCCAGCUGCAAAUGGGCAUCUGUGCAUGGUUCAUCAUGGAAGAGGGAACAGACAGAUAGACAGAGUCAAAGGUCAUGGGGAUCUGCUUUAAAACUGUCUUUGGGACAUGACAGAGCCAUGUGCUCAUACAAUUAUAGCAGCUGUGGUUGACCACACAGGAACUGCACAAGAUCAAGCCAAGCAGCGUUCUAUGUAAGACAUGGGAGAGGUCCACAAGGCCUCACCUGUCAUUGAGGAGUUAUUGGCAGUUGGUGGUUGAGAG